Mesocestoides corti is the source of this 681-nucleotide messenger RNA. NCBI's taxonomy places the organism in Eukaryota, Metazoa, Platyhelminthes, Cestoda, Cyclophyllidea, Mesocestoididae. The record is from the annotation of a GenBank genome assembly.
AUGGAUCAGCAGGAAGACUGCACCGGUCUUGUCCGGUUUCGGUGUCGUAUUCUCUCGUACUACUGGUACGGUAGUAUCAAGUUCGCCACGGAUGCAUGUAUCAACUUACCACUCUACACCUGCGCGCGCACGUUCUGCUUACACAACCCCAGGAACAUCUUCGUCCGACUCAACACCAAAGCGACGCUAGACCGCCAGCGUGCGCUCGUGUGCGUGUUGGCAUGUCCGGUGACAGCCAAGCGGAUACUUUGUACCCAAAUGUUCGCCCUGGACCUUAGUGUUGGCAGCAGCCGAGGAAAAUCAACAACAGAAGCAGCAGUGGAAGGCUCUGGAGAAUCAUCUCCGAAAUCGAUUACUAAGGAUGUACCUUCACCACGGCCCCCUACGCUGCUUCCACCACUACAACCUACACUCCCACUGAGACCACCCGCUUUGUCUCUGCUUAACUACUACAAUUCCUGGAUCCUAAAAGCUCUCGCCAUCGACUGCGGCAUACAUCAUAUCGAAGGAAGCGGCGUCCGCGACACCUGUCACUCGGCGAUCGAUUUGGCUGCCAAACCAAAGGCCAUCGAAUCGACAUUCCAGCGCGGUACGUUCCAAGAACCACUGAACAUCUUCCAAGGCACCAAAAUAGAGUCUUUAGGUGGUAAUUCUCAGACACAGUGGACCCUUCUUUUCUGA